AUGGAUGAUAUUCCAAAUCAUUAUAGAAAAUAUUAUGUGUCAUAUAAAAAAAUAAAACGAACCAUUAUAAAGAUGAGUAGAAAAUAUAAAAAAAAGUUAGAAAAAGACUUAAUACAAAAUGCUGCUAAAAAGGUUGAUAAGCAAGGAAUAAAAAUGUUACCUCCAUUUUUAUUUAAUGAUAUUAUAAGUCAGGAAAUAAGAAAGGUAAAUAAAUUUGCAGAAAAUAAAUAUAAUGAUAUAAUUGAUAAUUUAAUUAAUAUAUACAAAUUAUUAAAAUCAUUAGAGUAUAAUAAAAGUGGGAUUGAAAAGGAUGAUAUUGAAAAGCAGUUAGAUUUGAUAGGGUGUGAUAUAAUUCAUUUUGAUUUUUAUAUUCAUAAAAAUAGUAAAAUAAUAAUGAAAUUGGGUUUCUUUUUUGAUAAAGUAAUGAAUAUAUCUAUUAAUCAAUGGUUGUUAUUAAGUUUAAUAAAAGAAAAAUUUUGUAACAUUAAUAUAGACAACUUAAUUGUUUAUUUGUCCUUUUUAUAUACUUUACUUCGUUCAUUAAAUGAAAAUGUAGAAAAUAUGAAUAAAAGUAACAAAUGGAAGCCACCUGAUACAUUCGAGAGAACCUCAACAAAAUUUUUAAUAAAGUAUGAUGAUAUUGUUUAUACAAAAGUAAAAAUUGUAAAACAUUUGCCAUAUUUAAUAUUUGAUUUUAGCAAUGAAGAUUUAGAAAAUCAUUUUAAAUAUUUUAUAAAAAAUGAAAAAUAUAAAUCUUUUAAUGUGAAGAAAAAUAUGAAUGAUAAUGAUAAUAGUUUUAAACAAUUUAAUGAAUCACAACAAAUAACGUCUGUUUAUUUUGAUAAUAAACAGGCUAGUUGUUAUACUAAAAGAAUUCUUAGAUAUGAAAAUGCUCAGUUGAUAAGAUUUCGUUGGUAUAACGAUAAUGAAGGAGAUCCUAAUAAAACUAUUUUUAUUGAAAGAAAAAUUCACCAUGAAGAAUGGACAGGAGAAACUUCAACAAAAGAACGAUUUGAAUUAGAUCAAAAAUAUGUAUUAAAAUUUAUGAAUGGAGAAUUAAAUAUAAGAGAUUUCUUUCUUAAAAAAUUAAGUAAAAAGAAAAAAGAAUUAUUAAAAAAUAACAAUAAUAAUAACGAAAAUAAUUUUUCUCUUGAAGAAAGAAUAAAUAAAAGUAUUCAACUAGGUAGUGAAAUACAAAGAAAGAUUUUAAAAAAUAAAUUAGAGCCAAUAAUAAGAACAUCUUAUUUAAGAUCAGCUUUUCAAUUAACUAAUGAUAAUGCAGUAAGAAUAUCUAUAGAUACAAAUAUAUCUAUGUUAAAUGAGUAUGUUGAAAAAAGAGAACAUUGGUGCAGAUUAGCUGAAGAGGCUCUUGGAAAAAAUGAAAUUAUUAGAUUAAAUUAUGGUAUUAUAGAAGUAAAAUUAAAAGUUGAAAAUAUGCCUGAAUGGAUAAAUAAUAUAUUAAAUUCUAAUAAAUCAAUUAAUGCAUAUAAGUAUUCGAAAUAUCAAACUGCAAUGGCUUUAUUACAUUCUGAAAAAAUUAAAUAUAUACCUAUUUGGAUAUAUAAAAACAUUCAUGAACAUUUUAAGUCAUCAAAUAAUCUUAGUAGUUCUAUGUUAAAAAAUUCGUGUAAUUAUCAAGAGGGGAGAAAAGAUCUACAUUCAGUAAAUAUAAAUGAAUUAUCCAAUAAUCAAAAAUAUAAAAAUAAUAUAACAUCGAAUGAUUACAUGAAUCAAUUUAAUUUAUCAAGGUAUAAUACUUUACAGAAGUGGAACUUACUUGAUAAAACUUUUUUUUGGCUAAAUAAUAAAUAUAGUCAAAAAGACAAUAAAAGUAAAAAUAUCAAUUUAUUAAAAAUUGACCCAAAAAUCAACUUUGCUGCGGAAAGAACAUUUCUUCAUUAUUCUCUUAUGUCUGUUUACAUUAACUUAUUAGCUCUUUUUUUAGAAAAAUAUAAAAAUAAAAAUAGAAAUUUAGACUUCAUUAUUAUUUUACUAUUUUUAGCUUCAUUCAUUUCUUUAAUAUCAUCUUAUGUAGCUUAUUUAAAAAGAAUUGAUACUAUCCAAAAGAGAAAAACAAGAGAACCUUUGAAAGGGCGUCUAAGAUUUGAUAGUUUUUUCAGUCCAUUAAUAUUCCUGUUACUUCUUUUUUUCUCUAUUAUUUUGUCAUUUUAUUUUAAUUUUAAAUUUAAAACAAAAAGAAUACCAUGA
Messenger RNA from Plasmodium gallinaceum, 2208 nucleotides. Its product is annotated as conserved Plasmodium protein, unknown function. Lineage: Eukaryota; Apicomplexa; Aconoidasida; Haemosporida; Plasmodiidae. The record is from RefSeq and is a predicted model, not a curated record. The transcript is spliced from 4 exons. Bases 1 to 2208 code for a protein of 735 amino acids.